UUUAUUUGAACGAACAAAUCAUAUCCAAAAGAACCCCGACGUCCCCCAACAUCGGAUAAACAGCCCACAUACCAAAUUCAGCCGAGUGUAACGUCUUUUUGUCGAAAAAGCACGUACCUGCCACCUUUCCCAUACAAAAUCGCCUCUUUUGCCUCUAGUUUUCACAGAUCGUGCAGCAUACAGCAAUUGCGCCAAGUCACCUGACCUACUCUGGCAAGAAAAAGAAAAACCUUGAUUAUAUACAGGACCACAUCUUGCAUACGCUACUCCGGACCUUGCACCAACUAUUUUCUCUAAAAACGUUUAAAACCGACGCUUAACGCCUAACAAUUUACAAUGUUAAACACAAAGUCAAUCCUGGACCACUCCCUGGCCAAUCUCGACAAACCAAUCAUUUCACCUUUGGCCUACUCUGUCUCGGCGCCAAACACCGCUGCCUGUGGCUCUGCUGCAUGCUCUUCAUGCAACCCGCAGUCUGGUAACCGUUCGACCAAGAUGGUUUCCAUCCCAUUGCCCGUGGACUCCAUUCCGCCAAAGGAAGAUAACGAGUUUGAACGCUUGAUCGAUCAGAUCAGACUCAGAUUAGGCUGCGAUAAGUCUUUGAGCUCCCUGGAUAUCGACCAUGAAGAGUUGAUGGAUCUCUUUCGCGCAUAUGCAUCUGAUGAACAGCACUGGGGCUCGUUUGCCCAGCACGACCCCACCAGAAAUUACACUAGAAACGGAAUUGAAAACAUCAACGGGAAUGCAAAUUUGUUGGUGUUGGUUUGGGAGCCGGGUAAGGGCUCUGUGAUCCACGACCACGCGGAUGCUCAUUGCAUCGUCAAAGUCUUAAAGGGGUCGCUCGUAGAAAAGUUGUACGACGUUCCAAAGGAUAACGGUAGCAGGGCUAGCACCGCCAGCGGCCACAGCGCCAAUUGUUCGUGUGCCAAGAGUAUUAUGACCCCAAAGAAGAUUUCCACCUUGAAGACCAACGAUGUGGCUUACAUCUCCGACGAUAUUGGGUUGCACCGUAUGAUGAACGCGGAUGACACCGAGUUGGCCAUCACCUUGCAUUUGUACACUCCCCCAUACGCUUCGAUGUAUGGCUGUUCCUAUUACGAGGACCGCAACGGCAAGAAACACCACGUGGAUAUGAGUAAGUACUAUAGCUGGAGAGGCGUGAUGUUGAACGAAGAGGUUCAGUAGGCAAUCCUCUAUCUCUCAAUGACCUUAUGUUCUCCACCCCCGGGCCCUUUCCAUUCCUUCACUUCUUUGCUAAUUACGGGGUUAUUUCAUACGCAGGAAUGCCGGGUUACUGUCACUGCGCUUUGUCUAACCGUCACCUUUUACUAUCGAGAUAGCUUUAAAUAUUUCCUAUGCCCCUUUC
This is a messenger RNA of Babjeviella inositovora NRRL Y-12698, 1366 nucleotides long. It is a transcript of the gene CDG1, whose product is annotated as Cdg1p. Gene Ontology annotation, molecular function: cysteine dioxygenase activity; ferrous iron binding. The coding region runs from base 337 to 1185 and encodes 282 amino acids. The record is from RefSeq and is a predicted model, not a curated record. The transcript has a single exon. Lineage: Eukaryota; Fungi; Ascomycota; Pichiomycetes; Serinales. Gene Ontology annotation, biological process: L-cysteine catabolic process.